Huiozyma naganishii CBS 8797 is the source of this 1122-nucleotide messenger RNA. RefSeq names its product Pex14p (gene PEX14). Gene Ontology annotation, molecular function: signaling receptor binding. Lineage: Eukaryota; Fungi; Ascomycota; Saccharomycetes; Saccharomycetales; Saccharomycetaceae. The transcript has a single exon. The record is from RefSeq and is a predicted model, not a curated record. Bases 1 to 1122 code for a protein of 373 amino acids. Gene Ontology annotation, cellular component: peroxisomal membrane; peroxisomal importomer complex. Gene Ontology annotation, biological process: protein import into peroxisome matrix, docking.
AUGUUACCUGGAAGCGGCGACGGGAAGGAUGCAAGCGGAUUUACAGGUACAACGCCUGCCGCCUUGAUACAGUCGGCGGUUGCAUUUCUGAACGACCCUCAGGUCAAGAACGCUCCCCUGAACAAGAAGAUUGAGUUUCUACAAACGAAGGGUCUGGACGAGGCACAUAUCGAGACUGCCCUUGCUGAGGCACGCAAGGGGACUCCACAGUUGCCAACAGAUUCGGAUAAAUACGUGUAUGAGACUCUGCCUCCCCCGCCGUUGCCACAACGGGACUGGAAGGAUUAUUUUGUUAUGGCUACUGUCACAGCAGGGUUGUUUUACGGUGUUUAUGAGAUGACGAGGCGGUACGUGAUCCCCAGUAUCUUGCCCGAAUCGAAAUCCAAAUUGGAGCAGGAUAAAGACGAGAUCAAAGAACAGUUCGACAAAGUGCAGAAACUGCUGGAUGGUAUCGAGCAAGAACAAAGCGAAUUCAAGGAACAAGAGAGGAGGAAACUGGAUGAACUGGAUGAUACUAUCGGUCUUUUGCAAACGUCACUGGAGGAUAGUACACGGGCCCGUGAAAAGAUGGAUGACGACUUCAGGUUGCUGAAGUCGGAGAUGACCGGCUUGCAAUCUGAGAUUGACAAGUUUGUGUCGAAUAAUGGCAGCGUGAAGGAGUUGAAGAAGAUUAACGAGGAGCUAUUAUCACUCAAGAACCUGAUAAAGAGCUCGUCCACAAUCCCCAAGAUGGACUCACCGCGCCCGAGCCCAACUCAAGAGGACUCCAAUCCGUCUGCAAAACAGGUAACAUCAAUGGAUGAUCUGUUACGUCAGGGAAGUAAGACUCCUCUCGGGAAUGGCGGUGGUGUGCCUGGCGUCGAUGCGAUCCCAUCUGCUUCCGAGCUUUUGUCGAAGAUGAGUUUUGGGGACAAGGGCGAAACUGCAGACGCACAUACAAGCGUUCCAGCAUGGAAGCAGGCCAGAGAACAGAAUCCACAGAUCACGGAUCACUCUCUCCCAGCUUGGCAAAGAGACAAUGCUCAAAAUGAGGGCAACAAGACCGAGGUUCCAUUUUGGCAAAGAGCGCUAGAGGAUACCCAGGAGCAGCAGAGCAACGAAUUGGACGGUAUGGCGUCCUGA